Molecule: messenger RNA, 2698 nt
Organism: Prosopis cineraria
Lineage: Eukaryota; Viridiplantae; Streptophyta; Magnoliopsida; Fabales; Fabaceae
Product: S-adenosyl-L-methionine-dependent tRNA 4-demethylwyosine synthase
Exons: 8
Coding region: 115-2031 (638 amino acids)
Biological process (GO): wybutosine biosynthetic process
Molecular function (GO): 4 iron, 4 sulfur cluster binding; FMN binding; catalytic activity
Source: RefSeq, a predicted model, not a curated record
UUCUCCGCGACUGCGAAUCGCUCUUCAUUGAGUGAAAGUCGCAACCUUCAUUGAUGAUCAUGCUUAGUUACUCUCUCUAGAACUAGACAACAAGUAGAGCAAGAGAAGUCAAUCAUGCCGUUGUCUUCAGUCCCAGCUCGUCUUACGCUUCUCGCACUUUUCUCUGCCACUACUUUCUAUUGUUUAUACAAAUCUCGCCGCCUCAGACUCUUUAAAUUUCCCCUAUAUCAUAGACCCACUCUUCCCAAUUCCAGAGGGAAGAUUCUCUUCGUUUCUCAAACAGGUACUUCUAAAUCCCUUGCUCAGCGUCUUCACCAGCUGUUGGCGGCCAACGAUCUCGCGUUCGACCUCGUCGACCCCAAGGACUACGAGCCUGAAGACCUUCCUAAAGAAACUCUAGUCAUCAUCGUAGCUUCGACCUGGGAAGAUGGAAAACCACCUCCCAGUGCCAAAUUCUUUGCAACUUGGCUUGCUGAAAGUGCCAAGGAUUUUAGGGUGGGCUCUUUGUUGCUUUCAAGGUGCAAAUUUUCUAUAUUCGGCGUUGGGAGCCGAGCUUAUGGAGCCACUUUCAAUGCGGUUGCAUGGGAUUUGGCAAAGCAGAUGAGGGCGUUGGGGGCGACGGAGAUGCUUCCAUUGUGUGAAGGAGAUGUCGACAUAGGCGAUAUAGAUGGGGUUUUUGAUCUUUGGUGUGCUAAGGUGGUUAGGAUUUUGAAGGGUGCUGGUUUAGAAAACGGCAGGGUUUUUGAGUCCAGUGUCGUUGGGGAAUCCAAUGCUCAACGCCUUGAGGAUUCCGACGAAGAGAACGAUGCGGAGUCGGAGAUUGUUGAUCUAGAGGACAUUGCGGGGAAAGCUCCUUCGAGGAAGUCAGUGCCAGUGGUUGAAGCUUAUGGGAAUUUGGACGGCAAAAGAGAAAUGGUGACUCCAGUCAUCAGAGCAAACUUGGAAAAGCAGGGAUACAAAAUUAUUGGUUCACACAGUGGUGUUAAAAUUUGUAGAUGGACAAAGUCACAACUUCGAGGCCGAGGUGGUUGCUACAAGCAUUCAUUUUAUGGCAUAGAGAGUCAUAGGUGCAUGGAGGCAACCCCUAGUUUGGCAUGUGCAAAUAAAUGUGUUUUCUGCUGGAGACAUCACACAAAUCCAGUAGGGAAAAGUUGGCAGUGGAAGAUGGAUGAUCCAAUAGAAAUUGUAAAUUCUGCGAUAGAUCUACAUACAAAUAUGAUUAAGCAAAUGAAAGGAGUCCCAGGAGUCACCUUGGAGCGGUUAUCUGAAGGCCUCUCUCCUUGCCAUUGUGCAUUGUCACUUGUUGGAGAACCUAUCAUGUAUCCAGAGAUAAACUCGCUAGUAGAUGAGCUACAUAGUCGGCGGAUUUCUACAUUUCUAGUGACAAAUGCACAGUUUCCAGAGAAGAUUAAGUUAUUGAAGCCUGUCACCCAGUUGUAUGUGAGUGUAGAUGCUGCUACAAAGGAUGCUUUGAAGGCAAUAGAUAGACCACUUUUUGGAGAUUUCUGGGAGCGAUUCAUUGAUUCAUUGACUGCUUUAAACGAGAAAGAGCAGCGAACUGUUUAUCGUUUGACCCUGGUGAAAGGUUGGAACACGGAUGAUGUGGAUGCUUAUUCUAAGCUCUUUGGUAUGGGAAAACCUGACUUUGUAGAAAUCAAGGGAGUAACGUAUUGUGGCUCGUCCGCUACAUCAAAAUUGACCAUGGAAAAUGUACCCUGGCACGCUGAUGUAAAAGCUUUCUCAGAGGCAUUGGCUUUGAAAAGCCAAGGGGAGUAUGAAGUUGCGUGUGAGCAUGCUCACUCAUGUUGUGUCCUCUUGGCGAAAACUGAGAAAUUCAAGGUUGAUGGCCAAUGGUACACAUGGAUAGACUAUGAGAAAUUUCAUGACCUGGUGGCUUCUGGGAGAAGUUUUGACAGCAGAGAUUACAUGGCUGCCACGCCAUCCUGGGCUGUCUAUGGAGCAGAGGAAGUUGGAUUUGACCCUGGACAAUUGAGAUAUAGGAAAGAGCGACAUCAUAAAUCAAGCCAAUGAUCAAUCAGGUCAGAAAUACAAGAAACAUGGGCCUGCAACCUCUGUUUCCUACCUUUGUUUCUUUCUCUGUUUUCUCCCUGAGGUUCAUUAUCAACCUUAGUAGGUUAUACUAGAGGACAUUGUCUCAAUCCAUGGCUUUACACUUAGGAUCAACUAUUGCAAUGUAAUUUAACCCCUCCAGCCUUUCUGGUUUUCCCUAUUCAAGGGAGUUGAAGACAGCACUUCAUACUUCCUAGUUCUUCAAUUACCAUAAAGAUCAUGGUGGUGAACAUUUUUGUUCCGGAAUUUGGAAGCAUGCCUUGUCUCAACGCGAAGUUCCAUUGGUGGGUGCAAGGGACAGUAAUUCCUUAAAAAUUGAGAUGUAUAAUAUUUUAUUGUAUUUCGUUUAUCAUUAUUCAACAAUCAACAGUAGCUGUCCUUUUUAUUCUUUUUUUAGGAAUAGGCGAAAGAGAUCUUGUUAUCAUUGCUCAGUAAUUAGCAUCUCGAAGGUUGGGGUUCUCACAGCACAGAAGAAUAUUGGACAUCCUUAACCCUGGCGGAUUUAGAACAAAUGGCUUAACCAAUUCAACUGGAAAACAUACCUUUAGGUUCCAACACUUUACUUGCAUUUUGCUAUUAGUCCCUGUACUUAUUUUUGGGUAUUUUAAGUUCCUACAGUUUUAUUUUU